This is a messenger RNA of Xenopus tropicalis (tropical clawed frog), 936 nucleotides long. RefSeq names its product olfactory receptor 226-like. Gene Ontology annotation, biological process: signal transduction; G protein-coupled receptor signaling pathway; detection of chemical stimulus involved in sensory perception of smell. The record is from RefSeq and is a predicted model, not a curated record. Lineage: Eukaryota; Metazoa; Chordata; Amphibia; Anura; Pipidae. The transcript has a single exon. Bases 1 to 936 code for a protein of 311 amino acids. Gene Ontology annotation, cellular component: membrane; plasma membrane. Gene Ontology annotation, molecular function: G protein-coupled receptor activity; olfactory receptor activity.
AUGAGAAACGAGACUGAAAGGACUGAAAUUCUACUCCUUGGAUUUGAAACCAGUACAAAGUUACGUUUCCUCCUCUUCAUAAUUUUCCUAUCCUUCUAUGUCCUUACCAUCACCACCAAUAUGUUCAUUAUCGGUAUAAUAAGAAUAGACCUUAAUCUCCAGAGAAAACCUAUGUAUAUCUUUCUAAGCCACUUCUCCUUCCUAGAGAUAUGGUAUACCACUGUUACUCUUCCUAAAAUGCUGGUUGAUUUUAUAGAGGAUAACCAUACAUUAUCCUAUAAUGGCUGCCUUACCCAGAUCUACUUCUUCUUUGCAUUGGGUCUCACUGAGCUAUCCUUUCUGGCAGUAAUGUCAUAUGACAGGUAUUUCGCUGUAUGUCACCCAUUACGAUACAAUGCUAUUAUGACAAACAACCUUUGCAAUAAGAUGGCAAUAUGUUCAUGGUGUUGUGGUUUUCUUUUCAGUUUCAUUUUAGUUAUUCCCAGUUCUAGACUCUUGUUCUGUGGUCCAAAUACUAUUAACCAUUUCUUUUGUGACUUUAUACCAUUGCUGCACAUCUCCUGUAAUAAAACAUUGACAACAGAUAGACUUUUCUAUACACUGGCUUGGAUUAUUAUUUUAUUUUCUUUUUCUGUGACCAUAGCCUCAUAUAUUUUUAUUAUCAAGACAAUCUGUAGUGUGCUCUCCAGAGCAGGAAGGAGGAAUGCCUAUUCAACUUGUGCCUCUCAUCUCACUGUUGUUCUGACUUUUUAUAUCACAGUCAUCUUUAUGUAUAUUCGCCCAUCAGCACAAUACUCUUUUAGUGUGGAUAAGGUGGUCUCUCUGUUCUAUGCUGUGGUGGUCCCACUGUUAAAUCCGCUGGUGUACACUCUACGUAAUGCAGAAGUGCAAGAGGCUUUGAGGAAAAUGCUUGUAAAAAAAAUUGCAUUUUUCUAA